Dentiscutata erythropus is the source of this 195-nucleotide messenger RNA. Lineage: Eukaryota; Fungi; Glomeromycota; Glomeromycetes; Diversisporales; Gigasporaceae. The record is from the annotation of a GenBank genome assembly.
AUGUCUCAGACAGAUGAAUCUCCUACAACACUGUCAAAGACGCCAACUUAUGAAUAUUAUGGAUUUGUACUUUAUUUAUUAUCAUUCAUAGCAUUCGAUGAUAGUGCUAAUGUAGGACAAAAUUUAUCACAACUAUCGAAAAUCACCGAUGACUUUGUACCAGAGCUGCACGAUAUACCUAUCGAUAAUAGUUAG